Molecule: messenger RNA, 837 nt
Organism: Fusarium keratoplasticum
Lineage: Eukaryota; Fungi; Ascomycota; Sordariomycetes; Hypocreales; Nectriaceae
Exons: 1
Coding region: 127-837 (236 amino acids)
Source: RefSeq, a predicted model, not a curated record
CUCAGUUAUCAUCAGCAUCUGCCCAUCUCGCCGAUACGCCGCGCCGCGCCUCCAACCCGAUAUACCCUCCCGAGUCGAGUACUUCACCAUCUCGAGAUCCCCGCGCCAUCGACUCCACGCUCAGCCAUGUCCAUCUCGCAUCCCACACCUCCUCUCCUCCUCACAAAGCGCCUCACGGCCUUUCUUCACGCCAACCAGACGGCCCAGCUGCCCACGCUGCUCCUCACGUCCCCUCACGGGAAGCUCCUCGCCCACGCGAGCCACCAGCCAGUCUCGGUUCUCCGAACCCACGCCACCGUCGCCGCAUCCCUCCUCGCCAUUCACUCCACCUCGGCGCCCGCCCUCGCGUCCGCCCUGCCCGGCUCCCGCACCCCCGAUCCCAUCGGCAGCUCCCCGCCCGACGAGGACGACGAAGACGAUACCGACCGGCUCUCGCAGAGCCAGCAGCUAGAGUCGCAUCCUUCAGCUAGGGGAAGGGGCAUCAAGCCCGCCACAGUCACUGUUCAGCUAACGAGCGGCACCGUUGUUAUCCGCCGGUUGAAGUGCGGUCUCCUCUUUGUCUGCGUCGGGCCCGCUAGCCCGGACGUGGCAGAGCACGCGGUGCCGCAUAUCGAUCACGUUCAAGUCCCCGCAGGCGAGGCAUCACAUGUGGGAAGCCCAGACGGAGCCGACAGCAUCCUCAGCACAGGCGCGCAGACGACGGCCAGCCUCGAAAGCACUAUCGGCACAGCAGCCGUGGUGGCUGCUCUCCGCCGCCAUGCUGCCGAGCUUGCGCGGUGGCUCGAUGAUAAGCUUGGAACGCUCACCGUACCAGAAGAAGGCGUUGGCGUUGAGUGA